Messenger RNA from Tribolium madens (black flour beetle), 2178 nucleotides. RefSeq lists its product as uncharacterized. The transcript is spliced from 4 exons. NCBI's taxonomy places the organism in Eukaryota, Metazoa, Arthropoda, Insecta, Coleoptera, Tenebrionidae. The coding region runs from base 93 to 1829 and encodes 578 amino acids. The record is from RefSeq and is a predicted model, not a curated record.
GUUGCCGGCCAGCGGAGAACGUCACUAUGCCCUGAUUGUGAUGGUGGUCCAGUUUCGAGAUGUGAUAGUGUCUGAUUGUUGGUGAAAAAAAAAUGUUAAGUUCCAAAGACAUGUUAAUUUUGCUAUUGGUGCCACUUUUGACCGGAGCGAGCGCGACCUCCAAUGUGACCAUCGACGAAAUACCAGAGACUUACCUUAAUCUAUCAGCGGGAAAUUCCUUAUGGACGGCACUGCUGAAGAAUUGCCGCAAGCCGACGAUGGCUUGCGUCGAAAAAACCGUCUACGAGUAUUUGAAAAGUACGGUGGAGACUCGGGAGGAUUUACACGUGGUGCCGUUUGUUAAAAUGAAAAGGAAUCAAGUGGACUAUGACCGGAUUUCCGGCCCGGAAAUCGAUGAUUGGGAUGAGGAGGAACCGGAGAGUAGUCUGGAAGCAAUGUCAAGGGAUUUGCACGGAAAAAGUGUCAAGUUUCUGAUGACCCAUGACAUGGAAGUACAAUUACCGGAAACGAUGUUUCAAGGCAGUGUUUUGAAGAUUUCGCCGAAGAGUUUCGAAGGGAAUGGGGCUUUAGUCAAGUUGGAACUUCAACCCAAAGCUAUACAAGGAGUUGCAGAAGGACGACUCUUCAAGAAGCUAAAAAACUUCAUCAGCGAGAAACUCAUCUAUGCCCUUUUGGCAAUCCUCUUAGUGAUCAAACUUCUCGCGGCUAAAUUCAUGUUUUUCAUGCCAAUGGCCGUGGGCGCAGUCACAGCAAAGAAACUUUUAAUCAAAGUACUACUUUUCCUAUUCCCGGCCUUGCAUCAUUUCUUCAAAUUGUGCGCGUAUGUACCACAUGGUGCUAAAAUCCAUCACCACAAACAUCACAUUUCGCAUAUACAUCAUGUUGCGCCCCAUAAUAAGCACCACCAUCAUGGGCACCACCACCAUCCGCCACACCACCAUGACUCCGUCGAGGUUAUACACCCGCAUGCGGAAGGGCCGCCGGUGGUUGAAGGGCCUUGGCACCACGGAGGGGCUUCCUUGCACCAUUCUAUAGAAAUAGAAGAGCCCCACAAGACGUACUACAAGCCCCAUGAACAAGAAUUGGAGUACUACUCCGGAGGACCCCAUUUAUCACACCAUUUUAUCAACCAUCGGCAAGACAGUCAAGAAGACAACGAAGUGCAACCACCUCGCAAUAAAAAACCAUCGAAUCGUCCAUUGACACCCAGCGAAAUCGAAGCAAUGGUACUAAAAGCCGAGAAGGAAGCCAAAUUGAAAGCUCGUCUCCAGCAGGAACGACAUCGCAUACAGGAGGAAAACGCCCGUCUGCAGGAACAAUUAAAACUGGCCUUGAAACUACAAGAAAAACUCAAACAACAAGCCGCUGUAGUCAAGGCGAAAUUACCGGUACCGCCGAGUACUAAUCUUCAAACACCUGCAACCGAACAAAAACAAGUCUAUUCGGCUAAAGUCAAACAACCUGAAACGAAAAAAGAACCAACGCCGUUUGAAACAGCUCUUCAUCAAGCCGCCGCGAUCACGUACGACCCGUUCUACAGUCCAAUUUUGGAAAAAAUUGACAAGAUUUUAGUCGGUUUGGGGUUCAACGAGGAGCCGUGUCGGGAACGACUCAUUUGUAGUAUGUACAAAAAUCCGGUCAAGUUCAGUCCGCAUAGUAAUCUUCUCUCAGCUGAAUUAAGCAGAGAUUCCAAAGAACUGCAAAAGCCCACAACCACCAACGCUGCCGUCAUCCGAUUCUAUCGCUAUGUGCAAGCAGCCAGAGAUGGUCAAGAUAAACGUGAAUGUCUAAGACUUUAUCCUUCAUGUUCCAUAAAUACAGAACAAUAAGUGAAGUGAUGACAUUUUUGUGUAAAUAAAGCUCAGUCAUAUUGUAAAUAAUUAGUUGCUUUAAGAAAUAUGUUAUUGCUCAAUAAUGACGCUUUUGUAGAAAAAAUAAACAAAAGCAUGAGUAAAUCUAGUGUAAGAAACACUCUGACAGGGAUUUCUGGUAGAACACUAGUCAGAGUCGGAAUUGUCGAGUACCUAAGUUAUUUUUUAGACUGUGAAUGGUUGAUCGAUUGAUUGAUAGUAUCAUUAUUUAUUUAUGUAAUUUAUUUAUUUAAUUAUUUAUUGACAACUGUAAAUUUGUAAAGUUAUUUAUAAUUACAACAGGUACAUAAUAAAUUUAAAACUUGGA